Molecule: messenger RNA, 822 nt
Organism: Bubalus bubalis (water buffalo)
Lineage: Eukaryota; Metazoa; Chordata; Mammalia; Artiodactyla; Bovidae
Product: P2Y purinoceptor 2
Exons: 1
Coding region: 1-822 (273 amino acids)
Biological process (GO): G protein-coupled receptor signaling pathway
Cellular component (GO): plasma membrane
Molecular function (GO): G protein-coupled receptor activity
Source: RefSeq, a predicted model, not a curated record
AUGCUGGCGGAUCUGCUGUAUAUAUCGACGCUGCCCUUCCUCAUCGUCACCUACUCCCUGGAGGACACCUGGCCCUUCGGGGAGCUGCUCUGCAAGCUGGUGCGCUUCCUGUUCUACACCAACCUCUACAGCAGCGUCCUGCUACUGACCUGCAUCUCCGUGCACCGCUUCCUGGGCGUGUGCCACCCACUGCGCUCGCUGCCCUACCGGACCCGCCGGCACGCCCUGCUGGGCGCCACUGCCACGUGGGUUCUGGUGGUCAUCCAGCUGCUGCCCACCCUGAUCUUCUCUCACACAGACGACAUCGACGGCCAGAUGAUCUGCUACGACACGACCAGUGCAGAUCACUUUGACAAGUUUUUCGUCUAUAGCAUGGUCCUGAUGUUGUCCAGCUUUGUCCUGCCCUCCUUGGUUAUCUUGGUGUGCUACUCACUGAUGGUACGGAGCCUGGCCACACCAGUGGAGACCCUCACGAGGGUGGGUGGCGCAACCCGGGCCAAGUCCAUCCGGACCAUCCUGCUGGUGUGUGGCCUCUUUGCCCUCUGCUUCGUGCCCUUCCACAUCUCGCGCUCCCUCUACUUCACACUCCGCUUCCUGUCCUCAGGCAACUGCCAGCUCCUGACAGUGGUCAGCCUGGCCUACAAGGUAUGGAGGCCUCUGGUGAGCCUGAGCAGCUGCCUCAACCCAGUCCUCUACUUUCUGUCAGGUGGGAACAGAGUCAGGCUCUUCCAGGAACUGGGGCACAACAAGGUGGGUGAGCACCCAGCUGGAGCCAAGGGACAGAGACCCGGGGGUGGGCAGGUCUGGGUCCUGCCGAGAUGA